Messenger RNA from Drosophila rhopaloa, 976 nucleotides. RefSeq lists its product as uncharacterized. The record is from RefSeq and is a predicted model, not a curated record. NCBI's taxonomy places the organism in Eukaryota, Metazoa, Arthropoda, Insecta, Diptera, Drosophilidae. The coding region runs from base 101 to 856 and encodes 251 amino acids. The transcript has a single exon.
ACCUAACAUACUGGCUGUCAGGCCGAGCUCUCACCUUUGACACUUGACACUGGCCCCGGAAAGAGCCGGAAAAAAAGGGGAAAGGAACAGACCCACAUCGAUGAGUGAUCAGCCAGCCGAUGGCCUCGGGCGCCUCCGUCUCGCGGUUCGCCUGCGGAUCUACGGCACCGCCCUGGUGUUCAUUGUCCUGGCCAUCGUGUUGCUCAUCCUGCCGGAUCUCUUCAGAGGACAUCCGCUGGUGCCGGACAGCGUGGCCACCUAUUGCUGCUUUGGCAUCGGACUGACCGCCCUGUGUGUCUAUGCAUCAGUGACCUGGCUGCGCCGCAAGUUCCCCAUCAAUUGGAUAGCCAGCUGCUCCAUCGCCGCAUGUCUGGCCCUGGGAACGGUCUUCGUCCUGCCGGAGCAGCCGGCUGGGCACGUGCUGCUCCUCAGCCUGGAGAUCCUGAUCAUGAUGGCCCUGCUGCUGCUGGUGGGGUCACUGCUGCUGCCCAACUGCCCUCCAGUGGCCUACCUGUUCCUCACCUGGUUCAUAUACGUCAUGUUCUCCACUGUGCUAAUGGUCGUGGUGGUUGUCCACUUGCAGGACCGACCUCUCAUCUACGAAGUAGCCCUUCACUUUGUGGUCUGGCAAAUCGGAUUCCCGGUAAUUGAGUUCCAGGCGCAGGUGAUCUCCGGCUACUGGGAUAACUUUCCGCCCCUCCUCGACAUCCCUCUCUGCGCCACGAUGCUGCUGCUCGACUUCCUCGCCUGCUACGCCAUUCUGGACUCCGCCGAUGACAUUGGAUUCGAGCUCUCCUACGUCAGUCGAUCGUCGAAUCAAAAGUUUUUAGCCAGAGUCAUCAAGAGCCAAAUGUGAGGAGGAAUUAGGAGUUGGGACUUUCAAAUUGGAGAGUUCUGCAACAGCCUGCCCAGAAGUGAACAAUUUAUUAUAUAGAUACCGAUACAGAAUAUUGUAGAUAAAGAUGUGUGAAACACA